This is a messenger RNA of Mycetomoellerius zeteki, 2033 nucleotides long. RefSeq names its product low affinity immunoglobulin epsilon Fc receptor. The transcript is spliced from 7 exons. Lineage: Eukaryota; Metazoa; Arthropoda; Insecta; Hymenoptera; Formicidae. The record is from RefSeq and is a predicted model, not a curated record. Bases 765 to 1613 code for a protein of 282 amino acids.
UGGUAUAGUGGACUGAGUUUCUUCGGACACCGUCCGUUCGUCCGUCUGUUCAUUCGAGUUGCUCGCGUGCCACCUGGCAAAUCGUAGUGCCAGGUUCUUCGUCUCAUUAUUUUCCUUUUUUCUCUCUUCGCCUUAGAACGGAUGUAACUCGCUCGAUAUUCGUGGGAACGGGAGCGUGUGAACCGGAAUAAAUAGUAUCGAGUACGUAGACGUUUUUUUGUGGCAGUUCGAGAUCAGUCUUGGCGCGUGUCGAUUUUAGCAAGACCGCCAACGGGAAUUUCCGAGUUUUUAGUGCGACCAACUCAUAUCGGCUCCUUCAUUCGCGCCCCGGGCAGUCGCGUGCCGACUUUGAUACUUGCUCCGUAUGUCUGAUCGAUAUUACGUGAAGUGAAAUUAAUGACAACUGCCUCAGAUUACUCCCGUUAUAAUUUCACUUCCACGUGCGUAAUCCACUUUCACACGAAACCGGUAUUGUGGUGUGCGACACUCGAUCUACCGGGAUUUCUGCGACCCGGCGUUCGGGACGAUCGAAAUUAUAAUGCGAAUCUGCCAAUAAAGCUGGCCGCGAAUACCUAAAACCGGUUGUUUUAUGAUUCUCUUUGUUGGACUCUCAGGGUUCAUAGUGCGCUAGUGGACGUGCUGUAGGUGCAAAACAGUCUCAUGUGUUACAUGGUGUUCUGAGCUAAAAACGAAGACGGCGGAAAAAAAAAGAAGUGAGGGACCCUCGGUGGAAUUUCUUUAGCCAACUUUACGAAACGGUCGAAAUGGGAACGUGCUGGUUCGUAGUGUGGGUGCUUUUCGUCUGUUUUAUUGGAGAUGCGCGGCCGCAAUACAGGGAUAAAAAUAUAAGCACUGCGGAGACAGACGCGGUACAAGCACUUUUGGCCCGUUACCUUCAGCGUCGUCUUCAAGGCUCUCAGCUGUCAACGCCGCCACCUCCGUCGGUCCUCUUCAGUAACAAUCAUCGGACCCACAUCCGACAGGCCACUCAGAGAGGUCCACCCAGCAACAAUCUUGUUUCUCGAAAUGUCAGCGGCAAUGAUGGGGACCACCGUCCUGUCCUUGAGGAUUACGAAGAUUACGAGGACGACCUCGAGGGCUACGAGGACAGCGAGAGGAGCAGAACCAGAUUCGAUCUCUUGGCGGACGACUGUCCAAACUGCGUGGACGAACAUAGUAACAGCUUGGCGGCUUCAAGAUGGACGAUGCCUUUAUUGAAGCUGGGCGAGAAGAGAUACUACUUGGGGAUCUUCUUCAAGGCAAACUGGUACAGAGCCUCGCAAUACUGUCGUUAUCACGGGAUGCAUCUGGCGAGUAUAGCCUCGCAAGAGGAGAACGAUAGACUUGAGAAGCAUAUCAAGGACUUCGGUCUCGGUCACGAGCAUUUUUGGACUUCUGGCACCGACCAGGCUGAGGAGGGAACCUUUUUCUGGAUGGCUAAUGGUAGGCCGAUCACGUUCGAGAAUUGGAACGUCGGCGAACCAAAUAAUUUCCGGUACGAAAACGGCGAAGAGGAACAUUGCCUGGAGCUCUGGAACAGAGAUGGCAAAGGACUCAAAUGGAAUGACAGUCCUUGCAGCUUCGAGACUUUCUUCGUCUGUGAAGUGCAGUGAUCAAUUUGCGAGAAAAGCUGGAAGGAGGAACUAAACGCACGAGAAUAUUCGUGUGCAAAUAUCAGUAUAUGGCGUGUCCUCAAGGUGAUCCUCGAGGAAACUGCGUGUGACAUUCUCAUCGACCGUCCAUUCGUUUCAGUGGACUUAGCAAGGUAGAGAGACUUGACGUGACAUGUGCGCUCGGACUGAAAACGAUGCGUGAUUAGCCAGUCGCUACCGUUGUCACGUUUUACACGUCCAGAUUCAGUGUGCGCGCAAAACGACACCCAAUUCAGUCAGUUCUUUCGUAAAAGAAUCACCAGGCGACAUACCGAGCGUUGGAUAAAUCCGCAAUGUCGGACGAUAAAAACGAUUUAUUUGCUUUUUGUGCAGAGGCAGUUCUAGACAGAAUGCUUGACAUUAAAUUAUGCAAUGUAUUUA